AUGUCCUGUCUGAACGGCGUUCACGCCCAGAUAGCAACGUUUUUUUCCGUUCCCCAUGAGAUUCUAUUAUUACAACAUAGGGUUUUUCGUGAAUAUGCCAAAGUAGCCGUUGGUCCGGAUUUUAUUCAUACCUUGCCGUCUUUUUUGAUCUUGGCCGCAAUCACGCUUGUCCUUUGGAAACAUCCACCAAAUUCCAAGUGGUUCUUUCAAACUACGAGCGGAUUUCCGUGGAUCUAUACAACUUUUCAGAUCGUUACUGCUUGGGCAACAAUUGAUAUGAUUUUGUGGACUUGGUUGAUUUUUCAAAGAAUACUUUAUUGCAUGGUUUGGAUUUAUUGGAAUAAUGAAACUGAAUAUCAUGACGCAAUUUAUCCUUGGUGGCAACGAGUUUGGUCCUUGUAUUAUCCACCACCAAUGCAACCACCAGUUCUCUCGGCCGGCCUCAUUAGCUGGAUCAUUUCAAUGUUCUUGUCAGUUUUGGCGUUAGGUUGUGCCAUUUCUACGAGUCGUGUCAAGGCCUUUUUUAAUGAUUUUUCAAUCGUUCUACAAGAUUUGUUUACUAUGGUUAAAAAUUAUAUCGAACAUCUGACGAAGAAGAUACGUGACGUUGCAUUAUCUAGUGAAAGCGACAAAUCGUCUUGCGAUGGUGCAGACGAAAGUGAUAUUAGUUCUCUAUGCGAAGAUUUUCGAUCGGAGCUAUCAAGUGAGAUCAAACAAACAAAACGUCAGCAGGUAUAUCCGAUUUGUUAUGGAACAAACUGGGCACCCAAGCCGAAUUUUAUGAAUUUUGGGAAAGAGGCGCAGAGAAAAGCUUCGAUGAAAUCUGUACAUACCGUAACGGGUGCCACAGAAACCCAACGUGCAGAACAAUUUUCUCCGAGAUGUCACAAACGUGGCUGCCAAACUGCGAUUCCGACCAAUUCGAGUGACAAAUCAAGCGGAUGUUAA
Polistes canadensis is the source of this 948-nucleotide messenger RNA. RefSeq lists its product as uncharacterized. The coding region runs from base 1 to 948 and encodes 315 amino acids. The transcript has 4 exons. NCBI's taxonomy places the organism in Eukaryota, Metazoa, Arthropoda, Insecta, Hymenoptera, Vespidae. The record is from RefSeq and is a predicted model, not a curated record.